Molecule: messenger RNA, 1005 nt
Organism: Cydia pomonella (codling moth)
Lineage: Eukaryota; Metazoa; Arthropoda; Insecta; Lepidoptera; Tortricidae
Gene: CPR13
Product: pupal cuticle protein 36a-like
Exons: 4
Coding region: 66-953 (295 amino acids)
Cellular component (GO): chitin-based extracellular matrix
Molecular function (GO): structural constituent of chitin-based larval cuticle
Source: RefSeq, a predicted model, not a curated record
ACACUGUUUUAAUUGCUAUCACAACAUCAUUUGGAUCAGAACUGAGUGGUAGCUACAGCAAAAACAUGAAAUUGAUCAUCCUUCUCUCUGCCGUGGCCUGGGCUAGCUGUGCCAAGCUAGACAGGACCUACCUCCCUCCUAACGCUCAGUCCUCUUCCGGAUCCAACUUCCUCCAAGCCCCUGAUACCCGCGGCAACGGUUUCAACGGAAACGGGUUCAGCCAGAACGGAAACGACUUCAACCAGAACGGAAACGACCUCAACCAGAUCGGAAACGAUUUCAAUCAGAACGGAAAUGGUUUCAACGGAAAUGGCUUCGACCGCCCUGAAAGACCUCAAGCCGCUUUUGAAAGGAACGCUGCUAUCCUUCGCCAGGAUUCCCAGAAUGAUGGAGAGACUUAUUCAUAUGCUUAUGAAACUGAAAACGGCAUUUACGCUGAGGAGAACGGUGUGGCUACUAAUGGAGUUGAAGCUCAGGGUAGUUAUUCUUACACUGGUGACGAUGGACAGGUGUACAAUAUCAGGUACACAGCUGACCAAAACGGAUUCGUGCCAGUUGGUGACCACCUCCCCACUCCUCCUCCCGUGCCGGAAGAGAUCCUGAAGGCUUUGGAGCAGAACGCUCGUGAUGAGGCUGCUGGCAUCUACGAUGAUGGCUCCUACAGCGAAGGCAAAUACGGCGAUGACAACAACCAAUACAACGGUAACUUCAACAAUGGUAACAACGGUAACAACUUCAAUAAUGGUAACAGCUUCAAAGGUAACUACAACAAUGCUAUCAACGAUGGCAACGAUGAAGACACUGUCGUUACCAACGCUGCCUUCAGAACCUCUGGUUCUCGGGGCUUCGCUGGAGCUACCAAGGCUUACCUCCCCCCCGUCAAGUCGCAGGACUUCGGUGCUCGAUCCAGGACUCGGCCAAGCUUCAACGCGAGGGACGGAUACAAUUAUUAGACAAAUUUUGUUGACUGUUUAAUGGAUAAAGACUAUUUAUGACAUGAUAUAA